Molecule: messenger RNA, 2703 nt
Organism: Pseudomyrmex gracilis
Lineage: Eukaryota; Metazoa; Arthropoda; Insecta; Hymenoptera; Formicidae
Product: acyl-CoA synthetase short-chain family member 3, mitochondrial
Exons: 13
Coding region: 313-2367 (684 amino acids)
Source: RefSeq, a predicted model, not a curated record
UCUGAAGUUACAAUCUAAGAUGGUUGACUAUAUUGUAAAAUCUUUAUAAUGCUAAAAGAGUUACGUCUAAUAUAGUAGCUUCUGUUAGUAUGGUGUUUAUUGCAGAUCUCAGAUUGCAAACGACUUAAAAUAAAUCAGACGUUCUACCUAUAUUGUGAUCGUUUAAGAAUUUCUAUUACGGCGGAAAUCUGCUUCUAAAAGCUUCUCUGCCACUUACAAAUCGUGGAUGGACUCUCUGCUGACAAAAAGACGAUACUGGUACAAGCUAUAAUACUUUCUUUUAUCAUCGCUGGGGAAUAUUAUACUUAAAAAAUGCUGCACCAAAUGAGAUCCGAUUUCUUGGACGCUGAAGCUGAAGAUUCAGAGAAAUCAUGCCUGGAGUCAUGCAUUGCACGUUCAAGAAUUUCGCUAAAGGGAGAUGGUCAUGAUGACAUUAUGAACCCACAACGAAAUGAGUGCUGUUACGACGAAGCAUAUAAGAAAUCAUUGGAGCGUCCAGAAGAAUUUUGGAGCGAGAUCGGCGGUUAUCUUGACUGGCACAAGCCUUGGGACAAAGUUUUAGAUAAUUCCAACGAACCGUUUACGAAAUGGUUUGUAGGUGGAGAAUUAAACGCUUGUUACAACGCGGUGGAUCGUCACGUGUACGCCGGAUAUGGAGAGAAAACAGCUCUUAUCCACGAUAGUCCUCAAACAUCGUUAAUACGGAAAGUAACGUAUAACGAACUUUUGAAGAAAACAUCCAUAUUAGCAGGAGCGUUGGCGGAUCUAGGUGUGACUAAAGGUAAUAGGGUGAUCAUCUACAUGCCGCUGAUUCCCGAAACUAUAAUCGCGAUGCUAGCAACUACCAGAUUGGGAGCAAUUCACUCCGUAGUUUUUGGAGGCUUUGCAGCGAACGAGUUGGCGUCUAGAAUAAAUCAUGCUGAGCCAAAGGUUAUUAUUGCCGCAAGUUGCGGAUUGGAACCGUCCAAAAUAAUUAAGUAUACUAAUAUCAUAAAUGAUGCCAUGAAUAUAAUCACCGUGCCGAAACCAAAGUGCAUAAUAUUCCAGCGAAAAAACGUGUGGGAAGCUCCAUUAGUUGAGUCGCAAUAUGACUGGGAUGAACUCAUUAAGAUAUCAAAACCUCAUUCAUGCGUCAUGGUUGAAGCUAAUGACCCUUUGUAUAUCUUAUACACAUCGGGUACUACAGGGCAACCAAAGGGAAUUGUAAGGCCGACCGGUGGCCACUUGGCGACGCUUUGUUGGACAAUAAACACAGUUUAUAAUAUUGAUAAGAAUUCCGUCUGGUGGGCGGCGUCUGAUAUGGGCUGGGUCGUCGGACAUUCAUACAUAUGCUACGGUCCUCUUGUAAAUGGUUCGACGAGUAUUAUGUACGAAGGGAAACCUGACAGAACUCCAGAUGCCGGUCAAUAUUUCAGAAUUAUUGAACAACAUAGCGUAAACGCGUUAUUUUGCGUGCCUACAGCUCUACGUGUUAUAAAGCGUACGGAUCCGGAGACGCUAUUAGGAAGAAAGUAUUCAUUAAAAUCCUUAAAAACAAUAUUUGUAGCUGGAGAGUUUUGCGAUUAUGAGACAAAAGUCUGGGCCGAGAAAGCGUUCCAAGUUCCAAUUUUAAAUCACUGGUGGCAAUCGGAAAUUGGCCAUCCUGUUACAUCAUUGUGUUUAGGAUAUGGUCAUUAUCCUAGUUUGCCUAAAUUCAGUACAGGUCCUCCUAUACCGGGAUAUAAGAUUCAUGUCCUGCGCGAAGAUGGAAGUAAAGCAUCGAUAAAAGAACUCGGACGAAUUGCGAUAAAAUUACCGUUGCCGCCUGGUUUUAUGUUAACUCUUUAUCGAGCACCUGAGAAGUUUAAGGAAGUAUACUUCUCAAAGUUUCCGGGUUACUAUGACACCAUGGACGCGGGCUAUAUCGACGAGUCUGGUUAUAUUUAUGUGACAGCGAGAGAUGAUGAUAUUAUAAAUGUUGCCGGACAUAGAAUAUGCACAGCUGCGUUAGAAGAUGUUAUCUUAAGUCACCCCGAUGUAGUCGAGGCUGCGGUUGUUGGUGUACCAGAUCAUACAAAGGGAGAAGUACCCUUAUGUCUUUAUGUUAGGCGAGAAGAUGCAAUAAAUAAUGAAGAAGAAAUAAAUCAAGAAUUGGUUUCACGAGUACGAAACUUAAUUGGACCGAUUGCGUCUUUCCGAUGUGCUGCCGCAACUACAGCUUUACCUAAAACGCGAUCAGGAAAGAUAAUUCGCAAAUCAAUAGCCACACUAGCACGAUCCAAACAAGUCAAGAUUCCGAGCACAAUUGAAGACCCAACAGUAUACCGUGAAAUCAAAGAAAUACUUCAAAAACUUGGAUAUGCGAAGCUAGCACCAGAUCCUCAAUAACCUAUUUUACAAAGUUUUAUGCAAAGUGUUUUUAUAUAAUGGACCUAUACAAUACAAAUUCCCAAAAAUUUGAAGAUUUUACGACACAAUUGUAAGUUUAAAAUUUGUAGAUUGACACUUUUUGUAGAUCUGUUCUUCUUAUUGCAUCAUGUUCCUGUUCUCCAUGAGAAGAAAACAAGAGAAGAAUAAUGCAGAGAAAAAAUUCGGAAUAUGUUACAUAAUAAAACGAUUAGAUUCAUUAAUUCGAAUUUUGCUCAUUUAUAUCAAAAUAUUUUAUGUACUUAUAUCAUGAUUUAUAUCACAUGAUGUUAAUAAAUAUUUUAGUAAGAGAAUAUA